AUGUACAAAAACGUGCAAGUCAAUCAUUAUAACAACGCUCCUAGUACAACUACUUCUUCUUCCUCUCCGUCACAUACGACAACCCAAAAGGCUACUAGCGUGCCUGUACAAAUAACUAGAGCCUUUUCUCCUUCUUCGCAUAGUAGCAAUAUUAGUGACAACGGUAUAUCGAUACCUGUUUCUUAUAAACCUUCAGAACAAAUCAUGUCGUCAACAUCUUCAUCAAAAUUAAAGUCCGAUGUUGACCAACUUGAUGAUCUUGUCAAAGAUUUACUAACUGAAGUAAAUCGACCAAUCAGUGAAUCGAAUAAUCAUCGAUACACAUAUCAACGUCAUUCAAAUAAUGAUCUGUCGAACUCAAGAGUAUCAUCAUCGUCAACACUGACCAAUCCGAAACGUUACGAUUUUGAAAAUCCGCAUAGUUCCAGAACAGUGCGAGAAGAACGCAUCAGAAUCAAACGUGGUGGUAGUAAUACUGAAAUUCCGAUCACAACAUCAUCAUCAUCUAUGGCAACAACAACUACAACCACUACGACGACGAAACCGCAAAUACCAUCGUCAGCCAUUGAUGAACAUCUUAUCGAUUCAUUAUUAGAAAGUGUUCAGAAUACAUUACAGAAGCGUGCUCAACGAAAUCAAUCAAAUUGGUCAACAGAUCUACCCAUACAUAAUCGACGAACUUAUAGUUCAAGUGCUUCUUACAAUACCGACUCGGUUCAUCGGAUGGAUCCCAAUCGAGGCCGAUUUCCUAUCAAACUUAAUCGAAACGAGAGUCCAACGAGUACAUUGUCAUCGAGACGAAAUUAUAAUCGAAAUGAUUCACGAGAUGGGUAUAUAUCAGGAUCAACGAAUACCAUUCCGGCACAUUUCCGUGCAACAUCAGAACCGCCACCGGAUGGUCCCAUUGAAUUACGUCGUAUGGACUUAAUUCGUUCACCUUCUCGUACAUACGUGGAUGCUAACCCACCAUACCCACACCCUCAAGAACAUUAUCAGUAUUCACGUUCAACAUUACCAUCAGGUGGUAUUCGCGUUCGUGGCGGUCAUGAUUAUUCGGGCUAUGAAACUGACACAGGUAUAACGACAUCUCGUGGUUAUGGACCACGAUAUUAUCGUCCACCACCUCCAUCACAACCCAUGUAUCCAUACUAUUAUCCACAACAUCCGCCUGAGUAUCAUCAUCGUCCGCCGUUUCGUCCCGAUGGUUAUGACACAGACAGUGGUUUAAUUAGUAGUGGCCGAUUGCGCAUGACACGCACACUAUCACCCCGCAUGGCUGUCAUACCAGAGACCGUUGUUGUCAAUAAUCGAAUGGUAUCAUCAUCAAAUCUGAAUCAGAUGCCAACUGAUUUACGCGGUAGUGCGUUUCUCAAUCAAAACAGUCGUUCGCAACAUCUCGCUGGUUACGAUACAGAUUCAAGUAUAAAUACGCGACAGCACUUUAAUGAAUAUCGCCAAGUACCUGUAGACAUCCAAUGUAGCGAUAGCGGUUGGGUAGGAAAUCAAUCAAUGUCACGAUCAAGUUCACAACAACCACAACAACAACGAUAUGUCGAUAAUCGUCAAACACAAGAGCAUAUACGUGCUACAUCCAUACCUGUUUAUACUCAACAAUCUGAACAGCAAAAAUAUAAACGAACAACAAGUGUAACACCAUCGCCAUCAUUAUCGACAACUAAAACAAGUAGAAAAGACAUUUCAAUAAUCCCGACAUAUUUUCCUGGUUCUGUGGGUCUGUCAAACCCAUUGAGUGAUCAUAAAUCUCAACAACAACAACAACUACUACUACCACAAGCACAGCAGCAGCAGCAUCAACAAAUAUCUGAGUCUGAAAUAACGCCUAAAGUUUCGAAUGACAAUAUUACAAAUCGAUCUACUCGACCACAUGGUGUUAUCAUUGAAAGUACUGUAAUUCAAUCAUCUGUUGAUUCUGCCGUAACAAAUCCACAAGUAGUCUCGAAUCCAUCUGAGAUUGCUCCUAAAUCAAAUGUGGAAAAUCAAGCCUCAACGGCGACGACGACGACAACAACAACAACAACAACGAAAAUCACGGGAGCAACACCGACGUUUCCAGCCAUCAAUCAAUCUUACAAUGCCAAUGUUCCAUCACGUGUUGGCAAUAGUUCGAUGCGCAAUACCGAGGAAACUGUACAACGAUCAAAUGUUUCUUCACCUUCAGAAACAGAUGCAACUCGUACAGCCGCGUAUCAAGCUCAUAAUGUUAGUCAAUUUUGGUACAAAGAACGACUCUCACGUGAAGAUGCAAUCAAUUUACUCAAAACAAAACCACCCGGAGCAUUUCUUAUUCGUGAUAGUCAAGGUUUUCCAGGUUCUUAUGGUUUAGCUGUUAAAGUUGAAAAACUACCGCCGGGUAUUCAAUCGAAACCAGGUGCAGAUCCAAAUGCUGAACUCGUUCGACAUUAUCUGAUCGAACGGACACCGUCGGGACAUGUUCGACUGAAAGGUUGUCCCAAUGAACCUGAUUUCGUAAAUCUUUCUGCAUUGGUGUAUCAACAUACAAUCGCUGCACUAGCAUUACCAACGAAACUCGUCUUACCGACGACCGACAUCGCCGAGGAUUAUCGUCCUGCCGCCAGUCAACACCACGAAGCAAAGAAGAUGUCUGUUAAAGAUUUACUUGAAAAAGGAGCCGCUUGUAAUGUUAUCUAUUUAAAUGAUGUGGAUGUUGAAUCGUUAUCCGGUCAAAUGGCUGUAGCAAAAGCAUUACGUAGCACAUUUGAUAAUGCUGAACGUUUACAAGCUACUAUUGUUAAUUUUAAAGUUUCAAAUACUGGCAUUACCUUAACUGACACGAAGAAAAAAAUCUUUUCACGACGUCAUUUUCCGAAAGAAUAUGUUACAUAUUGCGGAGCUGAUUAUGAAACCGAUCGUUUUUGGACGUAUCAAUUCAGUGAUCUUGACAUGUUACCACGAGCCAAAUGUUUUGGUUUCGUUUCGAAGAAAAUCAAUGGUGCAAAAUCUUCUCAGCCGGAAAAUGAAUGCCAUAUCUUUGCUGAACUUGAUCCAUCUCAGCCCGCUACUGCCAUUGUCAAUUUUGUAUCAAAAGUUAUGAUUGGCAGUGUACCCGUUUAA
Adineta ricciae is the source of this 3093-nucleotide messenger RNA. The record is from the annotation of a GenBank genome assembly. NCBI's taxonomy places the organism in Eukaryota, Metazoa, Rotifera, Eurotatoria, Adinetida, Adinetidae.